AUAUCCUACCCAACCGACUUAACCUCGUAUCCUUUUAUUUACCCCAUCUUUGCGUCCCGUAUGUAUUGCCAUAAGCUUUUCAUUGCUUCCCCUUUGUUCGUGCAAAUAUGGUCACCAGGAAAAACAUAAUGCCAGGCUUCCUCUGCAGCUGUUUCUUCAUCCUUUUUUGCAUCUAUCAUUGCUGCUCCUCCCAAAAGACCUGCCCCGACUGUGGUUUCAUGAAAGUUCCGUAUCCACUAAGCACAAGCCCCGACUGUGGUGACCCCGACUACUCUCUCCAUUGUGACCCCUCCUCUAAGAAACUCUAUGUUCAUGCCCUCAAUGGAAGUUACUAUCUUGUUCUUCAAAUCAUGGCUACGUAUCAGCGCAUGGUGGUACAACCGUCCCCAUGGCUGCCCGGAAAAUGUGUUACUCAGGACUUGGUGGUGAGUGAGGGCCUCUGGUUGAAUCAGUCACUUCCUUUCAACAUCACUUCGUCGAAUACUAUCUUCCUUUUCAACUGCUCUCCGCGGCUCUUGGUUUCUCCUCUCAAUUGCACUUCAUCUAGCCUCUGUCACCGGUACUUAGAAAGCUCAGGACACAUUGAUACAAACCGAGCACUACAGUGCGAAAACAGGCUUAAUCUUUGCUGCACAUUUGUUGCUGGUGGUAUGCCUUCAGCAUACAAGAUUCGGCUUCACAGCUCAGGCUGCAAAGCCUUCAGAAGCAUCCUUCAUUUGGAUAUAAACAAGCCUGCGAGCCAAUGGGAAGAGGGAUUGGAAAUUCAAUGGGCAUCUGCUCUUGAACCAAUUUGUAGAACACAACUUGAUUGCUCUUCAGAUUCCAAAUGUUCGCCUACGGGUUCAAGCGGUGUCUCACGCUGCCUUUGCAAUAGGGAGUACUAUUGGGAUCAUCUUGAUGGCACUUGCUCAAAGAAGAAGAGGAACACGAAAGCGGGUCUGACUCUGAAGGUCUCGAUUGGGGUAAUCUCAUUUUUCAUUGUAGCGGCAGUUAUAGCAAUUGUCACAGUGAAAAGAUCCUGCAAAUUCUCGGACCAGAAGAAACUUACCAAGGCAAGAGAAGACAUGUUGAAGAGCAAUAGUGAUGGGAAAUCAGCUCGAAUGUUUCACUUGAAAGAUGUGAAGAAAGCCACCAAUGGUUUCUCCAAACAGAGAGUUUUGGGGAGUGGUGGAUUUGGAGAAGUGUACAAAGGAGAGCUCGAAGAUGGGACUCUCGUCGCCGUCAAGUCAGCAAAAGUUGGCAACAUCAAGAGCACAGAACAAGUACUAAAUGAAGUUGGGAUACUCUCCCAAGUCAACCACAAGAACCUGGUCAGACUCUUGGGAUAUUGCGUGGAAGCUGAGCAGCCAUUGAUGCUCUAUGAGUACAUCUCCAAUGGCACUCUCAGUGACCAUUUACACGGCAAGUUUUCGACAUUUCUUGACUGGAAAACUAGGCUCAGAAUUGCCUUGCAAACUGCUGAAGCAUUGACCUAUUUACACUCCGCGGCGCACACUCCCAUCUACCAUAGAGAUGUCAAGUCAACCAACAUCCUUCUGGACAGUGAUUUGAACGCAAAAGUUGCAGAUUUUGGGCUGUCCAGGUUGGCUUGUCCGGGGUUGAGUCAUAUCUCGACAUGUGCUCAGGGAACAUUAGGGUACUUAGACCCCGAAUACUAUCGGAACUAUCAGUUAACUGACAAGAGUGAUGUUUAUAGCUAUGGCGUUGUGCUGCUUGAGCUUUUAACAUCACAAAAAGCCAUUGAUUUCUCACGCGAUCAUGACGACGUGAACUUAGCCAUUUACGUGAGUGUAAGAGCCAACAAUGGUGUUGCUAUGGAGGUAGUGGAUCCCCGGCUGCUUAGCGAAGAGCCUUCGGGGAAUACAGUGGCAAGUGUAAAGCUUUUCUUAGAGCUUGGACUUGCAUGUCUGAAGGAAAAGAAGGGAGAUAGACCAGCCAUGAAGGAUGUUGUUCAAGAACUCCACUGCAUAAUUCAAGUUUUAGAUCAACAAGUGGUUCAUAAUUAAUGACAUUAUUAGUUAUCAUGAAAUUAUAUCCAUGUACUAUGUAAGUAUAGUAGUAGUAGAGUUUGAAAAUGUUCUCACGUAACUUGUUAUGUUGCCAGAUUGUCAACUUAGACUAUUCACUGAACGAACAAAUUUCGUCAGAUAAUAUAUGUACAUUAUUUCUUUGAAUAUUCAUGUUGUAAAAUAAAGGAGUGGAGAUGAAGGCCAAAGAAUCAUUGUUGGAGCAGCCCACAGAAGCCAAAGUAGUGAUUCCAUUCCAAGGAAGGAAGGAUUGGUUUUGGAUGGAUGGAAAAAACUAGGGCUCUUGGGAUCAGAUGCUUUCUUUGGAUUUUGAUUGGUUGCCAUGGACACACGAAAAAAAAGAUUAAUUAAAAGAAAGGUUCUAAAAGACGCUAAGUGCUAGUCUGGCGGUGGGCUG
Pyrus x bretschneideri (Chinese white pear) is the source of this 2424-nucleotide messenger RNA. RefSeq names its product wall-associated receptor kinase-like 20. Lineage: Eukaryota; Viridiplantae; Streptophyta; Magnoliopsida; Rosales; Rosaceae. The transcript has a single exon. The record is from RefSeq and is a predicted model, not a curated record. Gene Ontology annotation, biological process: protein phosphorylation. Gene Ontology annotation, molecular function: protein kinase activity; polysaccharide binding; ATP binding. Bases 108 to 2006 code for a protein of 632 amino acids.